AUGCAUGGAUACAGUGGAAAAUAUGUCAUCAUUUCAUGUCACUUUAUGGAGGCUUCAAACAACAUAAAGUAUUUCUGCAGAGAUCCGUGUAAUGAUGAAGAUAUUCUAGUAUCAUCUGAUCGUUCACCUAACAGGAGAUUCAGACUGGAGGAUUUUGGGACAGGAACAUUCAAAGUGACCAUCACUGAUCUACAGGAGUCAGACUCUGGGAUUUACUGGUGUGGAGUGGAAAGAGUCGGUAUAGACACAUAUCACAAGGUCAAUCUAAGAGUAUCUAAAGAAUCUUCAUUUGCCACAACAAGCAGAACCUCAGGAAAAUCAAACCCUGAUGAUAACACAACCUCAUCCUCAGUGACGGAACUGCACCAAAGUAAUCUUAACGUCACACUGCAUGCUAUUGGUGGUCUGAUCUUAGUGAUUGUACUUUUAUGUCUACUGGUUGCUGUUUAUAAGCACAGGAAGAGAGUCAAGAAAUCUGCAAGUUUUUGCUUUGAUAUUUUAAGCAACAAAUCAUUCAAACACAAUGAACGUCGAGCUGAAGAGGCUGAUAAAGUACAUGAUAAGGAUCUUCAAGACUCACAGAACAACAAAUCUAAGAAGUUGAAGCUUAAAGUCCCAAAGAGCAAUGAAAUUUUAGUCUAUCAGAAUCUAAUGUUCAACACUGGCCAGUCAGAUGUCAUCUAUGAAAUUUGAGCUCAGCUUAAUGCUAUAAGUUAGGGAAGAUCAGAGUACUGGUCAAAAAGACCAAAGUGAUAGAUAUACAGUACUGUGCAAAUGUCUUGGGCCACCCGCAUCAUUUAAAUGUCUUUUUAUUAAAGGUGCAGUAUGUACAUUUUGGCGGCAUAUAGUGGUGAGGUUGCGAACUGCAACCAACAGCUCAGUUCACAGCUCACCCCUCGCUUUUGAAACACAUAGAGAAGCUACGGUAGCCACCACCGAACAAACAUGUCAUCGUCUGGGACAACUUAGUAAAAAAUUGUUGUCCGUUAAGGGCUUUUGUAAAAACAUGGCGGCCCAAAGUGGCGACUUCCAUGUAAGGGGACCCUCGGUGUAUG
This is a messenger RNA of Paramisgurnus dabryanus, 1055 nucleotides long. NCBI's taxonomy places the organism in Eukaryota, Metazoa, Chordata, Actinopteri, Cypriniformes, Cobitidae. The record is from RefSeq and is a predicted model, not a curated record.